Messenger RNA from Gasterosteus aculeatus aculeatus (three-spined stickleback), 1362 nucleotides. NCBI's taxonomy places the organism in Eukaryota, Metazoa, Chordata, Actinopteri, Perciformes, Gasterosteidae. The record is from RefSeq and is a predicted model, not a curated record.
AAACACCACGAACAGCAGAAGAUAUGCAUUUCUCGACCUAAAUAUAGAGAUGGAAGAAAAGAUAAAGCUGUUAAGGUAAGAAUUUGCUAAAUAGAAGUAGUACAGAGCACAGCUCAUAUGAAGCUAGGAGACACACUGCGAUGUACCGUUGAUACUUUACGUCGUUGGACAAUAAAAACACAUUGUAGUGUGGCUCAUUCCAGAGUGAGUGUGUGUGUGUGUGUGUGUGUCUGUCAUAAUUGUCUUAUGCAUCAUCAGGUGUAUACCAUCAAUUUGGAGUCUCGUUACGUGAUGGUCCAAGGGGUCCCGGCCAUUGGGGUGAUGCCAGAGCUGGUCCAACUGUGUGCCCUGUACGGCGCUGUGGAGGAAUACCGGCCGCUGGAUGAGUACCCCGCGGAGGACUUCACGGAGGUCUACCUCGUCAAGUUCCAGAAACUCACCAGCGCCAGAGCUGCCAAGCGGAGAAUGGAUGAGAAGAGUUUUUACGGCGGCGUGCUGCAUGUGUGCUACGUCCCCGAGUAUGAGACCGUGGAAGACACGAGGCUGAAGCUUCAAGACCGGAGGAGAUACGUCGUCAGGGCUGUUCAGAGUAAAGCAAGAGAAAAGAAGCAGAGGGAGGCCGUGAAUGAGGAGACUACAUCAAACACAGGCCCCACGUCAGAGACGGUCAUUCCCAGACGUCAUAAAACGUCUGACAACGACAAUGCAGAGAAGACUUCAAACAUCAGCCACUGUACAGACUUUCCUCCACUGCCGUUACCUCCCCGGGAAUAUAAUUACUUCCUGCAUAAAAGUCACCAUGAGACUGUACCAACAGAAGACAAAAUGGGGACAUUGCAUAAUGCCAUCAUUGACAAAAACCAGCAGAAAGGGCACAGUUCAAGCUCCAGCCAAAGCUUACUAGGCAGUGACACAGAAUGCAGACUGACCUCAAGUCAGCCGUCUGCUGUUGUCCGAUUCGUCCCUAGAACCACACACUUGGAGACUCGGAAACGCAAGUUGACAGAUGCAGCAGUGCACUCACCGACAUAUGCUGCUAGAAACAAUGAGACGCUCAUUGGUCCAAAGCUACCAGAACCUCCCAAAGUGGACAUGGAGGAUGAGUCACUAAACACAACUGUAAGCCUGAUCAGGAGCACGAUGAAACAGGUGGAAUCCGUUCCUGUCCCCAAACCAGUAGAAAAAAAGCUGAAACCCCGUCGUCGGAUUUGAUCUACAGUAAUACGGUUCCUUAUUGCUGGAAUUUCUGCGUAGAUUGCUGGCAUUUCGUUGAAAAAUGACCCUUCAAAGUGUUUCCUUUGGCAGAGGGUUUUUAUUUACAAAUGUUGCAAUACAUGUUUAUUAAAGAAUGUUUCUAAAAUA